AUGAGCCAAGAAGGAGUUGUACGAAACAUUUGGAUCAGUUUACAAGCGCUUAAUGUAUCCCUGGGACUAGCAACGCUUCCUUUUGUACCUCUCUAUCGUGUUUGUGUGGGUGGUACUCACAAUGCUCAAGAAGCUACGGCUACGACAAGUGACCAGCUACUUGAUCUACGUCCUGUGAACUCUUUUUCACUCACACGCUCGGCCUUUGACGCUGUGGGUGUGACACUGGAACGUACAUUGGCUUUGGCAAUUUUUGAGACUAUUGCAGUUGUACAGACUGUAUCCCUUACGUGGAUUGUAGUGCUGAUGCUUGGAGUUUAUUGGGUCUUUGGAGACGACACGGAAAAAGGAGUGUGGGCUGUGUGGUCGAACACGACGUCAUACGUGACGUUUGUAGCAAUUGUUACCAUUGCACUGCAUACAAAGCAAUUUGACCGUCUAAGGGCUCAUCAACAGCUACAACUUGGAGCUGGUUUAGAGGAAGAUGAGUUGAUGACAGUGGCGCCGACAGCAUUGGCGGGAGGAAGCACUGCUGGUGGAGGAGACACGGAGACGACGACUAUCGCUGACGAUAAGAAUCUUGCGCCAAGUGGUGUACAUACGCCGAUUUUGCAAUCAAAUCGCAUCGACUUGUAUUUUACACUGAAUCAAGAGCUGCAUACAUGGUCGACGACGCAAAACACGGCUCAAACCGUGGAGAGAAAGCUGCGACCUGCAUUGUAUGGCGCUGCAGUGAGUGGCAAUGGCGCAGCCGUGGAGAAUCUGUUACAGCGUGCAGAACAUAUGCUUGGAUCCAAACUGCGGCUGGAUGUGCUGCUCGAUCAAAUGUACGCGACACCCCCGUUGGUUUGUCGAAUGUUCUCACGUCGGACACACAAUCCACUGCAUGUGGCGUGUCGUGCUGGCGACGUGCGCGUCGUUUCCAUCCUGCUUGAGGCGGGUUUGAAUCCAAAUUGUCUCGAUAAAAUUUCUGGCGCCACUUUUAGUCUGGAGCUGCUGUACGAGUUGUGCCAAUUGCGAGUAAAGAAGGUGACGCAUAUAUUGGGAGCACCCUUGCAUGUGGCUGCAUUACACGGUCACACGCAGGUCAUUGAUCUCCUGGUAAAAUUUGGAGCUAAUUUGGAUAUCAUGGCUCAAUCAAGCUUUUUUUCGCGCUCCAUGCGUGUCACCCCAAUCUUCUUAGCAGACUCAUCCGACGUUGUGGAGUCCCUCAUUCGACAUCGAGCCAAUAUCCUGCUGGUUCCGGGAAAUGGAAACGCCGCCAACACAACGGUACUUCAACGCGCGCAGCUCUCUGGCCGCCGUGAACUUGCGACAGUGCUUGAGGAGUGGGGUGCUGAUGUGGCGCUUACUCCUCUACAUGAGGCUUCAGCUGCGGGAAACAUUGCUGCUGUGCAGCAUUUGCUGUCGUGGGGUAUCAGCCCAGACACAAUGGGCGAAUUUCAACGCGGUGUGAAUAGCCGCACACCCUUACACUGGGCAGCCGUGAUGGGAAGACGUCGUGUAAUUACUGAGCUUGUGAAACACGGUGCUGAUGUCAAUGCUAAGGACAGCUAUGGACGAACUCCACUGCACUGGGCAGCACGCCAUAACUAUGCUAGUGCAGUUGAAGAGCUUCUUGCCGUAGAUGCAGACUACUUGCAGUUGGAUCAUUAUGGUAUGACACCACUAGCGUUUGCCGUGGAUGGCGGCCUUUUGCGAAGUGAUUGCGUGGAACUGUUUGUCCGUUUUGGGGCGGAUGUAAGCGCAAUAAUUCUUAACGAGAUAGAGGAGACUCCUCUUCACAUCGCGUUGCGUCUGGGAUAUAAAGAUACCGCGUUGGCUUUGCUCGUCGAUGGAAAGGCGGAUCUGUACGCGGUCAAUGGAGAGGGACGUCGUGCUGUUGAGUGCUGUGCAUCAGCUGAGCUACAAUAUGCAGUAAAAGUUGCAGGAGGGUGUGUCGACGUUGUGCUCUCCUUUGACCCGGUUUUUCGCGCUUUUGCCGAGCACGUGCGAGCCGGUAUUGAGCAAAAUUUCAUGACUGUGUACAUGCGCACCGAGCAGGAAGAUGCGGUGGGCAGAGAGGGGGGUGGUGCAUCAGAGACAUCGCUGGACGUGAUGAAGACUGCUUCUGCAUUUGUUUGUAUGCUCAGCGACGGGUAUGCACAGAGUAUUCUGUGCAUGGAUGAACUUGCCUCUGCCAAACAACAUGAGGUCCCAGUAGUGCCGAUUUCGUGCGACUCUGUCAAAAUGUCUGAGGAACUGCAGGUGUAUGUUUUUACGAGGCAGAUCGUGCCAUUUGGCCCAGCUGUUACUUUGCAUUAUUCAAAGACAGCAGAGUUUAGCAAAGAUGGUUCUGCUGUAUCAGACUCGUCAACCAUGGAUCGCGUCGAAUUUGAGAUUGAUGAGGAUAAAUUUCAGGCCAGUCUCAGAAGCCUCAUUGACGGCUUGCGUGAUGAGGUGGAAAUGCAUCGGCUCGGAGGCGAUCGCGAUCUGGCAGAUAAGUUGCGAGCUAGUAAACAUCAGUCUCUGGACAGGGCUGCAACUUUGAGGCACCGACGAAUGGAUGAGGUUGUAAACGCUGUAAUAAUUCGUGGUACUGGGAGGAGGAGGAAUACGCUUGAAGGAAGGCCGGUAUUUUCAAUCUUUGUUUCGCAUGGAGACUGCCAUCGAGACUUCGUGACGAAUCUAUGCACAGAGCUGCGGCGUCACCAAUUCCCAUUCGUUGUUGAUUCCAUGACGAACGUGUCGAGCACUAAGGAACGUAUUUUAGCAGCAAAGGAUGCCAUUUUACAAAGCUCAGUAUUUUUAGUUGUGCUAUCGGAGCGAAGCGUGAAAACGGAACUGGUAAGUGACCAGCUCGCGUUUGCUGAAGACAAAGGGAAAACGAUUGUGCCCAUUUACCAUUCCAAACGACCACAAGGCGUGGAUUUUACCUUAGGCAGACUUCUCGAGCGACAGGGCCGCGUGUACAUCUUUUCCAGCGACAUAAGCUAUGGUCGUGGAUUCGGUGAAUUAUUGCACGACCUACGCACAGGUGUCAGCGAGGAUGCUUGCCCAAGUAGUGCUGAUGUUUCAUUGUCGUCGAGUCCAGUUACACAAGCUGCAGCUCGUCGUUUACUACAGAAUGUAACCAUUGUCAACGGAGAAAGCCCGUCACACCAGCCACUUUCCAGCGUCGGUUAG
Messenger RNA from Peronospora farinosa, 3165 nucleotides. The record is from the annotation of a GenBank genome assembly. NCBI's taxonomy places the organism in Eukaryota, Oomycota, Peronosporomycetes, Peronosporales, Peronosporaceae.